This is a messenger RNA of Acyrthosiphon pisum (pea aphid), 1541 nucleotides long. RefSeq lists its product as uncharacterized. The record is from RefSeq and is a predicted model, not a curated record. Lineage: Eukaryota; Metazoa; Arthropoda; Insecta; Hemiptera; Aphididae. The transcript has 7 exons. Bases 232 to 1386 code for a protein of 384 amino acids.
AAUUAUUUGUUUUUUUAGUCUUUAACAAAAAAAACACGCUUCAAGCAUUUUUUUUUAAAUUUUAAAUUUUAACCAGCUGCAUAAUAUUAAUGCAUUGAGCUAAGUCUUGAAAAUGUAUAAUCAAUAAAUAUUAAUAGCAGUAGAGGAAAAAAACCGAUUUAUCGAUUCCCGAUCAAAUAAUAUACAUACACACGUCACGCGCAUUGCUUGGAGAGGAGCUUUACGGUCAAAAUGAAAACGUCGAUUGCAUCUGAAAUGUGUACGUUGUCCUGCGCAUUAAUCAUAUGCACUUUAGUGUCAACUGCUAGAACUACCAAUACGAAUACUGAUGAUUCAAAUGAAAAAACUCUAGAACCAUUCGAUAGGUGGACAGAAGAACCCUAUGAUGAUUGGAUUGAGCUGCCAAGUACAACUCCCAUUGCGAACGGAAAAUACGGUUCAAAGCCUAGUCUGAGUACGCCGCCUGUUCCGGAUCUAAAUGACUCCCUGUAUCCAGACGAAUUAGUGACAGAUAACUCCAUCGAUAGUUCAACAAAACCGGGAAACGAUUACAUUCCAUCAGACAAGAAGAACAGUUAUACCACUGAGCCGAUACCAACAACAAAUGGCACUCAGUUACUUGCGGAACCACCUACGAGGUUUUUGUCGACUUCCAGAACCGCCAACACGAAUGCUGUUGUUCCAAACAUACCUACAUAUAUUCCAGGUGGAGAAAAAGCUAAGAAAAUAGUUGCUGACCCAAUAGUGGACAUAGCAGUGAGGCUUAUUUGGCCACAUGUCAAACACUUUCACAAUAUACACGAGGACAAUUAUGAAGAGAUCAGGAGCAAUAAUACCACUAAUACUAAUGUGUAUGAAGACAUUAUUGUAAAUCAUGUUGUGUUGAGUCCUGAGGCUAUUAACAAUGAUUUUGAAAAGGAUGACAUUUUGUUGCAAAAUAAUUGGUCUCAGUACAAACCAGCCAUGAUGAAGACUCAGAUAUCUGUUGUUCUUCACCAGCCUCCACAAACAUCUCUACCAAUACCCUCCACUUCAGAAAUACCACCUUAUGCUUAUAUGUCAAAGAACGUUCAGCGCACAGCUGCAACAAUUCCACCAAAAGCUGUAGAAGGUAAAAAAAGUGUGUCACAAAGAAGACCAGUCAUGACAACAAUAUUAGCAUUAGAAAAAUGUCUGGAAGCUAAAAAAUUGUCUCUUGAAGCGAGUAGGGAUGCUGGAGAAGAGCCUAAAUUACUAAUGAAAAUCUUACGGCUAAGGGUACAACAAGAAGUAGAAAAAUUAAAACAAGAAAAUAUUAAGACUAAUCUACUGAAAUUCCAGAUCCAGCGUGAGUCUGGAACAGAAUGGGCAUUUGAGGAUAACAAUGAGGCCGAUAAAACGGAUUAAUAUUUAUUGUGUUAUAAUUUAAAAGUUAUUGUUUUUAUAAUACUAUGUUUAACUGAUAAACUGCAGAACCAGAGUACUAUAGAGGUAAUACAUUUUUAUUUUCACGUUAAUUUUACGGAUCACGAAAAAUAAAAAAAAAUAUGGUUGGAUAAUAA